Molecule: messenger RNA, 2562 nt
Organism: Penicillium odoratum
Lineage: Eukaryota; Fungi; Ascomycota; Eurotiomycetes; Eurotiales; Aspergillaceae
Product: Sin1 family protein
Exons: 3
Coding region: 1-2562 (853 amino acids)
Biological process (GO): TORC2 signaling
Cellular component (GO): TORC2 complex; plasma membrane; cytoplasm
Molecular function (GO): phosphatidylinositol-4,5-bisphosphate binding
Source: RefSeq, a predicted model, not a curated record
AUGUCUCUCCUUCACAAUGAAGACUUCACUAUCUGGCAAUUACGAUCCUCCUACCUCUCCACAAUCAAAGACGGAAUCGGAGACCGCUUGAUAAAUGUCAACAAUUCAGUCCUCAAUACCCCCGGAUUUCGCGCCGCAGGCUGGUCGACCGCCACCACCAACAACAAUGCCAGUAGCGCAUCCUCGCUCAAACGUACAUACUCCCCACCCAUUCCUACGACAGCAGCCGUUUCCUCGGAAUACUAUCGCCUCGCAGUAAGAGACGCGAAUGCACGGGAUGAGCUUCAAGGUCUUGGUCUGGAGGACGGCGAAGAUGACGAAGGCGGGAUGGUCACCGGGAAGAGCAACGUGGAUCUAACAGGACGACGGGUUCAAGAUCGAGCUGCGAAGAAGAAGCUCCGACGUGAUCGUCAGCAGGAAGUCCAGCGGCAAGCCGUAGCAGAGGACGAUGAUAGCAGUGACCUGAGCGACAGUGACGAUGAUGGAGACAAUCCACGACGGUCGACCGAUCAAAUCGAUUUCCCCAAGCUACCCAUUCGUCGCGAACGAUCCGAUUCCUCUCCAAUUCGGUCGGAGGAACAGCACGAGCGACCCGAACUUAUGAUCACAUCACCCGCAGCGCAAAACAGUGCAAAUCACUACCGAGCGGGAUCCGGAUCCCUGGGGACAUCAAUUAAGAGCGGACGCCGGCCGCGGCGCGAUACCGCAACAAGCAGUGAGCUGUCCACGGACAAUGAGGUCGAUGCACAAGGGUACAGGCCGGGGCAGGUUCAAUUCUCGAACACCAACGAAGUGCUGGAGCGACCCCGGAGACGGCGAGAGAGGACGGGCAGCCGCGGUGCGGAAAGUUUGGCCCUCGAGGAUCUGCAAGAGCAGGACGAAGACUCCGGGGCGGAAUCUGUUGGAUCGGCUCUAUCCUCCGAGUUUGAUGCCACGGCCGGCUCUGGCUCACUGCUACUGGCUGGAGUGGGUAUGAGCGGUGGCUUGGAUUCAUCUUCACCAGUAGCGCUUAUGCAUAAACUGCCGACUGGGACUGGGCCUACGAGCAACUCUCCACGAAAGUCGAAGACACUUCCAACCCCCGAGCUUCAUGAUCUUCCACCACCACGGCCUAUCAGCAUCUUGCAGCCGGUGAGCUUGCUGACUCGACAAUUGAAGGCUCGGACUCGUGCUCCAAGCAAUCCAGUCGAGAAAUUCAUGGUUCUUUCUGGUUCUGGUCAGGGAGAUCCCCUCUACCUUAAAAUAUACCUGCCAUUUUCAUCCGAUCCCGAGAAGCCACUGGAUCUACCACUCAUGAGAGAAUCUAAGCUGUCCGAUCACCCUGCGCACGUUACCGUCGCUGAAGCGAUUGGUCUAGCACUAUGGAAGUAUUCUGAAGACGCACGAGAUCCCUCUCUAGAGCGUGAGAAGCUGACUGUGAAUCGCUGGGCCUUGCGAAUGGUCGACGACGGCGAAGUAGAAUACGACUUCCCAGCACUCGGCCGCGCACUUCCCAUGACGGAUUUUACAUCCAACAAUAACCAAGCUGCCAAAUCACGAGGACGCUCACGUGGAAAGCCAUACGAUGAGUUCGCACUAGUUGAAGCGUCCAACAGUGAGUUCGAAGAGAAUGAAAGACUGUACCCUCAGUACAGCCAGAGUGUAGGGUCCGACGAUAAUGAACCGCUGCCCCAGAUUGUGGUUCCAAGUGCUCAGCCCUCACCGCAAAUCAAACUUCCACUUGGGCGCCAUAAUCCAAUCCUGGGCCAGCCAUUCUCGUCUGCCCUCAACGACAACACAUUGACUCCCGCAGAUCGACCCGCAAUUCCUAUAUCCCAUGCGACACCUCGUCUUGGGGUUGCCAAGACCAUGAAGAUCCGUUUCCUCAACCUCGAAGGGUCGGCGCACGUUAUGACCCUAAACACAACCACCGAUAGCUACAUUGCGGAGAUUCUAGACUCUGUAUGCAAACGCUGGGGCUUGGACAAAGGCAAUUACCUUCUCAAGAUAGUGGGGUCAAGUACUAUGGCGCCUCUUGAUCGAACCGUGGAGGCCCUGGGAAAUAUAACAGACCUCGACCUUGUCAGACGCCGCUUCGGAGCAGUGCCCCUGUCCCUUGGUGGAUCACCAGGCAGCCCGAACACACCGCUUCAAUUGGACAACGGCUCUGGCAAUCCUACCGCAGUAAAGAAGGGCAAGAAAGGAAACCAUAUGCUUCCGUCGUCUUCUCAGAAGCAGGAUCUAAUUGGCGGUUACUAUCGUCGGUAUCAUGUCUACCGCAAGCAACCGAUGUCUUUUACCGCUUCCAAUCACCGCAUCCUUACCUUUGACAACGACUACAUGCAUAUCGUACCUGGUGAAACAGGCAAGACAGCUUCCGACUCCAAGACUCGCUCCAUCAACUUCAACGAUGUGGUUGGCUGUAAGGUGAGUCGGCGCCACCCGAAGAGCUUUCGGGUUGUUGUUCUACGUGGCAACGAAGCCAAUGAGCAGAAGCGGUAUGACUUUGAGGCUCGUAACGCCUUGGAAGCCAUUGAGAUCGUGGAUGAAAUCAAGAAGAACAUGGCGCAAUAUCGUGUUUGA